UGCUGUGUGCCUCGCCCGAUUCCAUCCGGGAAAUCAUGAUCAAAGCGCACGAGCUGAACUUCGAUAAUGGAGAAUAUGUCUUCUUCAAUAUUGACCUUUUCAGCAGUAAGAACGCCAGCGAGCGGCCGUGGCACCGCGAUAACGACACUGCGGAGCGCAACACGAUGGCGCGUGAGGCGUACGACGCGCUGAUGACCGUCACGCUACGGAAACCCACGAGUACCGAGUACAAGGAUUUCUCGAAGGAGGUCAAGACCCGAGCCAGCAAGAUGUACAAGAACUUCACCUAUGGGGAAGAAGAGGUAAACAGUUUUGUGGGUGCGUUUCACGACGCAGUCAUUCUGUACGCUCUAGCCCUGAACGAAACCCUGGCGGCGAACGGCUCCGUGUCGGACGGCAUAGCUAUCACAAAGCGGAUGUGGAACCGGACAUUUGAAGGAAUCACAGGCACGGUUAGCAUUGACGAAAACGGAGACAGAAAUGCUGACUAUUCUCUUCUGGAUCUCAACCCGGAUACAGGCAUAUUUGAAGUUGUAGCCAAUUACUAUGGCAACCGCAAACAAUACGAACCAGUGCCGGACAAGAAGAUCCACUGGGCUGGCGGGAGGACUGGCCCGCCCCCGGACACCCCUGAAUGUGGAUACGACGGGUCCAAGUGUCCACCAGAUGAACCUUUUCCAGAGUACGGGAUUGUCAUCAUAGUGUUGGGAUUCGUUUUGCUCCUAGUUCUAAUAAUCACGCUCUUUGUGUACAGACAUAUACGACUGGAAGCUGAACUUGCGGAAAUGAACUGGCGAGUCAAGUGGGAAGACAUCAUGUUUGCCUCACCCGAGAAGAACCGGAAGAUGGAGCGUCAGGGGAGUCAUUUUAGUCUGAAUCGGCGGACGUCCUACAUCAGUGUGUGUUCAACGGAUACGAUAGCCGCGGUGGGAGACGUCAACAAACAACUCUUCACGAAAACUGGAUAUUACAAGGGCGCUAUUGUAGCCAUCAAGCCGAUUGCAAGAAGUCAUAUUACGAUACACAAACCUCUUCUCUUAGAAAUUAAAAAGAUAAAAGAUCUACAGAACGACCACAUAGUGCGUUUCAUAGGUGCCUGCAUCGACAGUCCCAACCAUUGCAUCCUCACAGAGUACUGUCCUAAAGGCAGUUUGCAGGAUGUGCUGGAGAACGAGGCUAUCAAGCUGGACUGGAUGUUCAGAUACUCCAUCAUGCAGGACCUUGUUAGGGGCAUGACGUAUCUACACAAUACUGACGUCAGAAGUCAUGGCAACCUAAAGAGCACCAACUGUGUUGUCGACAGUCGAUUUGUCGUCAAAAUCACCGACUUUGGCUUGCACUACUUUCGGGAAACUGACGAUGAUUUGAAUGAUGAUUCCUACGCUUACUAUCGCAGUUUGCUGUGGACGGCUCCAGAGCUUCUACGAAUGCACAACCGUCCCCCAGAGGGGACACACAAGGGGGACGUGUACAGCUUCGCUAUAAUCUGUCAGGAGAUCGUGUACCGAAACUCGGUGUUCUACCUUCAGAACCUCGACCUCAGUCCUAAGGAUAUUGUGGAGAAGGUGAAGCAGAACGUAAAGCCAUACUUCCGCCCCACGAUGGAGGACUUCGACUGUCCGUGUGACGAGCUCGCCAACGUCAUCAGACGCUGCUGGUCGGACGACCCCGCCGAUAGACCCGACUUCCAGUCCCUGAAGAACAUCAUCAGGAAACUAAACAAGGACGGCGACAAGGGCGAUAUCCUCGACAACCUGCUGUCUCGAAUGGAGCAGUACGCCAACAACCUGGAGGCGCUAGUGGAGGAGAGGACGUCCGACUAUCUCGAACAGAAGAAGAGAGCCGAGGAACUCUUAUACAUGAUGCUGCCCAAGUCUGUGGCGCUGUCUCUGGUGAAGGGUGAGACAGUGAAGGCCGAAUCGUUCGAGCAGGUGACGAUCUACUUCAGCGACAUCGUGGGCUUCACGUCGAUGUCGGCGGAGAGCACGCCGAUGCAGGUGAUCACGCUGCUGAACGACCUCUACACGACGUUCGACUCCAUCAUCGAGCACUUCGACGUCUACAAGGUGGAAACUAUAGGAGACGCUUAUAUGUGUGUGUCCGGACUUCCGGUGCCAAAUGGUAACCUUAAUGCGCGUGAAAUAGCUCGCAUGUCAUUGGCUAUUUUGGACGCUGUCCUCGUGUUCAAGAUCCGCCACAUGCCAGAGAGACAGCUCAAGCUAAGAAUAGGAAUACACACAGGGUCGUGUUGCGCUGGAGUGGUUGGGCUCAAGAUGCCUCGCUACUGUUUGUUUGGAGAUACCGUGAACACAGCGUCCAGGAUGGAGUCAAAUGGGCUUCCGUUGAAGAUCCACGUGAGCCCGAACACUGUGGAGGCGUUGAAGACCUUCAAGACGUUCAUCCUCGAACUCCGUGGGCCGGUCGAGAUGAAGGGCAAGGGUGAGGUGAUCACUCAUUGGCUGAUGGGAGAGCGGAGCGAGUCUGAAGAGCGGUAACAUUGUGUAAUACGCCGGGAACACGCGCGGUCCCAGACGAGCCAACCAAUGAACCCGUCACGUGGCUCUCGUUGGACCUGACAAUGUAUGACGUCAUUCCAGUGGCUAAAAAGACAAACCUUUGUCGAGUCACGACUGGCCAUCAACAAUGUAAACUGUUUUUUCAUUGGUUGAAGAACGAUUCGUCUGCCCCCGAGUUGCACGUGAGCCGUUACAAAUGUCAGACGUCAUUCUGUUGGUUUCUGUGCCAUCCAGCUGCACCAAAUUUAAACCAGUGGUGGUCAACGAUGUAAAACAUGUUGUUGGUUUAAACCAUAACUGCUGUUAUGCAAUCCAUUUGCAUCUAAUUUAUUUACCGUUAUAUGAGAGAUAAACAGCUGAGUAAAACACUGUGUCCUAUGGGAGACGAUCAGCUAUGUCAAACAUGCUGUUGUUGGUAACGCAAACCAUUUGCGGUGCCAUUCAUUUGUUUGUGAUUUGUGUUGUCUCAUAUGAUUGGUCACCAAUGAUGUAACGGGCCUUGUUAUUUGUUCGUUAUUUAACAUAUUGGAUUGGCAAUCUUUCUUUGGAUAUGUUGUUAUAUCAAAUGUCGUUACCAUAGCAUGGAGUUGAGCAAAUAUUGAUUGGGCUUAACUGCACAAAUCUUUGAUGUUAAGCAGAUACUAACUGAGCUCAACUAAACCACUGAUGAAGAUCAAGAUAUAUUUAGAGGGAUGAACUACAUGAGUGUUGUUAAUAAACAGUUUCAAGUGAACUUAACUACACGAUUAUUCAAGAUAAAUAGUAUCGAGUUGGCUUAACUACACGAGUGUUGAAUUAAACAAUUUCGAGUGGGUUUAACUACACGAGUGUUGUUAAUAAACAGUUUCAAGUGGGCUUAACUACACGAGUGUUGACGAUAAACAAUAUCGAGUUGGCUUAACUACACAAGUGUUGAAUAUAAACAGUUUCACGUGGGCUUAACUACACGAGUGUUGGAGAUAAACAGCAUCGAAUGGGCUUAACUGCAUGCGUGUUAGAGUUAUGCCUAUAUUAACUGGUAUUAACCAAACUAGUGAACACGUUGUUCAGCUGUUAACUGGCAUAAUUUUUAGUUCUGUGAGUUAUGCCUAUAUUAUUUGGGCCUAAACAACGUAUAGAGAGUUAUGCCUAUAUUAACUGUGCGUAACCUAAGUGUUGACAGUUAUGCCUGUAUUAGCUGGGCGUAACCUACGUUUUGAGAGUUAUGCCUGUAUUAACUGUGCGUAACCUACGUUUUGAGAGUUAUGCCUGUAUUAGCUGGGCGUGACCUACGUUUUUGUAAUUAGGCCUGUAUUAACUAGGCGUAGCCUAAGUUUUGAGAAUUAUGCCUAUAUUAGUGGGACUGAACCAAAGUUUUAGGAGUUAUGCCUAUAUUAAUUUGGCAUAACCAGUUUUAAGAGGUAUGCCUAUAUUAGCUGGGUGUAACCUACGUUUUGAGAGUUAUGCCUAUAUUAACUUGGCAUAACCAAACUUUUGGGAAUUGUGCUUACAUUAGCUGUGCAUAACCUACGUUUUGGGAGUUAGGAAUAUAUUAACUGAUCUUAAGCUAAAUGUAGGGAGUUAGAUAUUAAUCCCAAGAUUUUUAUUAAACAAAUCGAUUGACACUGAAAACGACGUGUAUUUAUUAUUAUCGGCAAUGGUGGACCCAGGAGGUAAGCUGUUAUCUGAGUGGCGGUUCCAUCGGAGGUUAUUCAUGAGAUGAACUCUAAAAUAUCGCACCCACAUUCCAUUUUAACAUAUUUGCCUUUUUGAAGAGAGGAACUUUUUAUGGCUUGAUUUAUGACCAUUAAUAAGAAGGAUGUUUUAUCGUUUGAUUUAUUCGUGUGUUACGAUCAAUGACAAUUAAAGAGAAGGAUGUUUUAUCGUUUGAUUUAUUCGUGUGUUACGAUCAAUGACAAUUGAAGUGAGGAAUGCUUUAUGGUUUGAUGUAUUCGUGUGUUAUGAUCAAUUACAACUAAUGUAACAAUCAAAAUUAUACCCAACUGUACUUUGCUUUGUUAUAUAUGAUUCGUGAAAAUCACUUAAAUGAAAAGCUGAAAACUGUAUAAGCUUGAUCUUGACCUAAAACAACAAAAAUGAUAAAUGUCAAAAAGUUGUCUUUUAUCAAAGACAUUUCGUCAGGUUUUGUCAAUGUUUAUAAAUCAAACACUUUAAACACAGGUAGUUUGAAACAAAGUAUAUACAGCCUCCGCAUAGGAUAUACAGCCUCCACAUCGGAUAUACAGCCUCCACAUCGGAUAUACAGCCUCCACAUAGGGGUUGUCUCAAAACAUAGUGUGUCCUCUACACUGCUGUUGUAAGAUUCACUGUCCAAGUUCAUUAUACGCUGUCUCUUUCCCGGUACUGGGGCGAGACGCAGCCCAGUGGUAAAGCGUUCGCUUGAAGCGGGGUCGGUUUGGGAUCGAUCCCCGUCGGUGGGCCCAUUGGGCUAUUUCUCAUUCCAGCCAAUGCACCACGACUGGUAUCAA
Molecule: messenger RNA, 4984 nt
Organism: Gigantopelta aegis
Lineage: Eukaryota; Metazoa; Mollusca; Gastropoda; Neomphalida; Peltospiridae
Product: atrial natriuretic peptide receptor 1-like
Exons: 20
Coding region: 36-2495 (819 amino acids)
Biological process (GO): cGMP biosynthetic process; intracellular signal transduction; receptor guanylyl cyclase signaling pathway
Cellular component (GO): membrane
Molecular function (GO): ATP binding; peptide receptor activity; protein kinase activity
Source: RefSeq, a predicted model, not a curated record